Xenopus laevis (African clawed frog) is the source of this 1261-nucleotide messenger RNA. It is a transcript of the gene rrp7a.L, whose product is annotated as ribosomal RNA processing 7 homolog A L homeolog. Gene Ontology annotation, molecular function: nucleic acid binding. Gene Ontology annotation, biological process: rRNA processing; ribosomal small subunit assembly. The coding region runs from base 121 to 1062 and encodes 313 amino acids. Gene Ontology annotation, cellular component: CURI complex; UTP-C complex. The record is from RefSeq and is a predicted model, not a curated record. The transcript has 8 exons. NCBI's taxonomy places the organism in Eukaryota, Metazoa, Chordata, Amphibia, Anura, Pipidae.
UCGUGUCGCUGAUAAACAUGUCAACAACAGCAUCAGCAGAACUGCUGCGAUACUGCUAGGGCGGAAGUUUCCCCGAAACUACAACUCCCAGCAGCCCCGUGCUGUGACGUCUCAUACAAGAUGGCGCCGGCCAAGCAGUGUUCCACGUUUGAAGCCCCUCCAGGUUACACAGCUGUCCCAGUGAAAUUCUCAGAAGAGCGGAGAACCCAUCACUAUUUGUACAUUAAGGAGCACAAAGUAAGAGAAGACUUAGAUCAAACACGGCCACAGAAUCGUACACUGUUUGUCCUUAAUGUUCCUCCAUACUGCACAAAGGAAAGUCUGUCCCAGAUAUUCACAUCCUGCUCUCCAGUGGAGUCGAUAGAGCUACAGGAUAAACCAGGGCCUUCUGAGGCACAGUCCAGUGCAUUCUCCAAACACUUUGGACUGAAGCAUCUCAAUUGUCCGCAUCCUGCACGGCGUGGACAGGAAACCAGGGUUCCCCAACCGUUGCAGAUAUUCCGUUGUUGCCCGACUCAAUGCAGGACUCUAGAUGAGGCACAUAUAUCAUUACAGGGCUUUAAAGUGGCAUAUGUUGUGUUUAAACACCCGUCUGGAGUUCAGGCCUUUAAAUCUUUUAAAGUUAAGAAACCAGUUGUGUUGUCAGGAGUUGGCCAUUCUAUAAAAACCGGAAUUAACAAGUGGAUAGAUAAUUAUCAGGCAUCUCUCACGGAUGUUGCAGAACUGCAAGCUGAAGUAGAUGAAUUUAUGAAGGGAUACGACGAGAGGGUGGCAGAGGAAGAGGAAAAGGCUAAAGAGGAAGAGGGGGUCCCUGAUGAGGAAGGUUGGGUGAAGGUGACAAGGAAGGGCCGGCGUCCUGGCUUGGCAAGAACAGAGGCAGUAAAUAUUCGAGUGACUGAAAAAGAAAAGAGAAAGAGAGCCCAAAAGGAACUCCUCAAUUUCUAUGCUUGGCAGCACAGAGAGAGCAAGCGAGAGCAUCUAGCUGAACUACGUAAAAAGUUUGAAGAGGACAAGCAGAAGAUUGCACUGAUGCGGGCACAGAGGAAGUUCCGCCCUUACUGAUACAGGCCAGUGUCUUGAAUCCAGCCAUAGUAUAUCUUGUGUCAAUGCCUCCUUUUAAAGGGGACUGUUUCUAAUCAUUCUGCAAGGCAGUCACCCCAGCUGAUUUGGAUGCAGUUCCCCUGUUUUUUUUAAAGGACAUUUUUUGUAUUCCAAACGUGACAGAAAACUCAAGUGGAAAUAAAACCCUUAUUUCUAAGUA